Messenger RNA from Closterium sp. Naga37s-1, 1941 nucleotides. Lineage: Eukaryota; Viridiplantae; Streptophyta; Zygnematophyceae; Desmidiales; Closteriaceae. The record is from the annotation of a GenBank genome assembly.
AUGGCUCGAGCUGCGGUUUUCGCGCUCACCCUCGCGCUGCUGCUCGUGGUGGCGCGCGCCGGCAGCCCCAUUACAAGCUCGACGGCGAACGAGAAGCCCGACCAGAGCAGCAAGAAGGACGACGGUCUCAUGACCGAAAUCCCCGCGGCCAUUGCGAAGCAGGCGGCGGCGGGCAACGCGGAGGGAGUGACAUACGUUGACACGGCGCAGGACACGUUCUUCAUGGCUGAUGUGAAGAAGGCCGGGUGGAACGCGCAGAAAUGCCCGCCGGGUUUGAACAAGGAGCUGGCGGGCGCGUGCACGCCCAAGAAUUGCUCCAAGGGCGGCAUUGCGGCCAAGUGGAAGACGGCGUACCUGCAGAAGAACAAGCUCGGGUACGAGCUGUACGUGCCGGGUAACCCGCUCACGCUGCUCAAGGCCAACCCUGCGUCGUGCUGCAACACGUGCGCCGCGACGCCGGCGUGCACGUACUGGCAGUACAUUCCCGACAUCACGAUCGACGGCAAGAAGGGCAAGGGCGCGUGCUACCUGAUCCACGACCAGAUCGACUUCACGUGCGGAGAGAUGACCGCGCAGUACAGCACGGAGACGAAGCCCGUGCCGCUUCAGGUGCGCAUCGGCGGCGAGUGCAACCCGAGCGCCAAGAUUCUCAACGACCCGCAUCUGGUGGGCGCGCACGGCACGCACUUCGACUUCAACGGCCGCCCCGAUAAGGCCUUCUGCCUGCUGACGGACCGCGACCUGCACGUGAACAUGUUGCUGCGCGGGUACUACGACGAGCGCACCGACAACGCGGCGCUGGUCGUCGACGGCAAGGCCGUGCACACGUGGAUCAAGGAGCUCGGCAUUGUGUGGACCGCCAAGGGCGUCGACCACAAGAUUCGCAUCGCGGCGCGCGGCGGCAAGCAGCAGGAGCGCGGCGACGGGUUCGUGAAGAGCAUAGAGAUUGACGGUGAGGCGAUCCCGCGCAUGCAGGUGGGCGACAGCGUGACGAGCGACGGCGGGCUGACGAUCCAGUUCCGCGCGCUGGAGAAGGAGGGGCCGUUCGAUGUGGAUUACUACCUGCUGACGAUCGACGGCCUGAUUUCGCUCGACCUCCGCCUGCGCGUGGCGCACCCGAAGCUGCAGACGCCGAGCGACGCCGAGGCGCACAUUAACGUUGGCAUUGCGGAGCUGGAGCACACCGACGCGAUUCACGGCGUGCUCGGGCAGACGUACCGCGACGACCACGCGCAGCGCGCUGCGGACUUCCAGAAGCUGAUCGCGAGCCUGCACCGUCCGAUCUCCGCCGACAGCGCGGAGGGGCAAGGGUUCCUGGAUGGCACUCCGCGGUCGUACGAGGCCAGCGACGUGCUUGCUGUGGACUGCGCUUACACCGCGUAUGGCCGCGCCAGACAAGCCUCUGCCGCGCCCGCCCGUCAGGCCCGCUGCCGCGACUGCCCGUUAGGCCUGCUGCCUACCCGCCUCGCCUGCCCGUUAGGCCCGCCGCGCCUGCCCGUUAGGCCCGCCGCGCCCGCCCGUCAGGCUCGCCUCGGGCCCUGCCUUCGCGCUGCCGCGCCUACCCGUUACGCCCGCUGCCGCGCCCGCCCGUCAGGCCCGCCGCGGGCCCUGCCUUUGCGCCGCCGUGCAUGCCCGUUCGCCGCUGCUGCGCCCGCCCGUCAGGCCCGCUGCCGCGCCUGCCCGUUAGGCCCGCUGUCGCGCCCGCCCGUCAGGCCAGCCGCGGGCCCUGCCUUCGCGCCGCUGCGCCUGCCCGUUACACCAGCCGCCGCGCCCGCCCGUCAGGCCCGCCGCGGGCCCUGCCUUCGCGCCGCCGUGCAUGCCCGUUUGCCCCUGCCGCGCCUGUCAGCUAUGCCCCCCGCGGGCCCGCCCCUUGCGCCCGCCGUGCCUGCGUUUUGCGCCCGCCGGGGGCCUGCACUCGCUACCCGCCAUCUCUCCCAGUGA